Messenger RNA from Trypanosoma grayi, 1626 nucleotides. RefSeq names its product ESAG8-associated protein. Lineage: Eukaryota; Euglenozoa; Kinetoplastea; Trypanosomatida; Trypanosomatidae. The coding region runs from base 1 to 1626 and encodes 541 amino acids. The transcript has a single exon. The record is from RefSeq and is a predicted model, not a curated record.
AUGACUUAUCAGCAGUUGGGCUCGGGCCUUAACGCAUUCUCUCCGUUCCUGCAGGAGAUCACGAACUCCAACAUUCUUGGCAGCGAAAACAAGGAGAACAUCCACCCUGCUCUUCUUGUGCGCCAUUCUGGGAACGGUAAGGGUGGGUGCAAAAAUGGCAGCAGAAGCACUGGGAGUCACGUUCAACCCUGCAGUCCAUCGAUUGUGAGCGGCUUCUCCACCCCUAUUACGAACCGCCACCGCCCACAUCAUACUGGGCUAACACCGGGAAAUAAUUCAACAAGAAUCCCACGGCAUGGUGACGCGAUGUGUCACACAAACGUCAGCGUUGCAAAUGUGUCGUUGCUGACAGGGAGCGACGUGGGAGACGCAAACGACAGCGGUUUCUUUUCGCCACUGAAUCCGGACACGUCAACCGUCACUGCUGCAGCAGCCGCAGUAGAAGCCAUCGCUCAACAGUCGAAGCUUUGCGAGCUCUUCGAGGGGUGUGUACCACUGCCGCAACAGCCGCGCAGCCUGAACACUAGUGUGGACUCCGUCCUCCUUCCACGAAACGUGCUGCAGGAGAUUGACGAUGAUGACAGCAUACAGUCGGUGAACGAGUGCAUGCGGACCAAUACUUCUAUCCCGCCCUCUGCGACUGAGACAGAUGAUGCACUCAUGCAGCUGCAGCAGUCACAGCCCGUUUUUCCCGUACCACAACUGUUUGCCGUUCCACAGCCAUUACGCCAGCCCAUCGUCACGCAGCACGACGGUCCACCACCUGAAUACCCUCGGGUCGGCGGCAGCAGCAACAAAAACCGCCAGACGGUCACGCGUGUGGUGAGCGGCCCGUCUUCGCUCAUUGCAGUGGGCGGGCGGCGCGUCCCUAUCGACAAGCUGCACCUUCUCCUGCGGCCCUCGACACCCGAACGCGACAGCGACGGCGCUGCUGUACUUUCCGGCUCCGUGCCGCUCGUGCCCUCGGCGCGGCCCACCCCGUCGGCGAAGGCGGUGAAGGUAGUGGCGUCGCCAGCACCAGGGGUUCCCGGCUCUGUUGGGCGGCACCUGCCGUCGCCUCCGCCGCCCAACGGCAACUACCACCAGCAGCAGGAGACCAUCGUUCUCGAGUUCCCGAAGGGUGUGCUGAUGCGCUUCCAGCCGAACGCCUCGCAGCCGUUCCCGGUGAUGGGGCGGCGCUACCUCGCAGCGGUGCGCAGCAGCCGCAGCCCGUACGACAAUGUAGCGUACGAGGACGCCGGUUUCUGUGUGCAUAUGCUGCGGCACUACCCGGACGGCAGUGGGGCUGGGGCUGGGGCUGCUUUGGCGGACAAGGCGAUCUAUGACGGCCGCAUAAUUCGUGAGGUGGAUGACAACUUGCCAGCCGAUGUUGCACGCAUGCGAGAAUUGGGGGAAGCACGUAAAGUGGCUACUCUGGAGUGCCGCAAGCACUUCCGCUUUCUUAACUUGCCAUUCGAGCUGGUGGACGUGCAAUACACCUUUGACCUGCACAUUUGCAUCGUGUACUACCGUAUCCAGCCGCAGGAGGGCACGAGCAGUCAACCGAACGUAGCCAGACUGAUGCGCAUGCUGCAGUUCAAGCUGAAGAGCAAGGUGUACCUGAAGCGGACCUCCGACAGCGAGUGA